Molecule: messenger RNA, 417 nt
Organism: Paraglomus brasilianum
Lineage: Eukaryota; Fungi; Glomeromycota; Glomeromycetes; Paraglomerales; Paraglomeraceae
Source: the annotation of a GenBank genome assembly
AUGGCUUCGCUAUUACUUAACGCUGUCAGACUCAGCCGGACACAGGGCAUCCGGUCUUCGCAAAUUCGCUUCGCAUCCACCACUGCGGCUGUUGCUGAGAAAUCUGGACAAGUUGCAAAAAGCGUCCAAAACUUGGUCACCAAAACUACAGCUCUUAGAAAACCCAUCCUCUACAAUGCUGCAGUCGUGAAGGAACUUGUAAAGGAAGUUUGGAAGAGGGAAGACCUUUCGCCUCCUAGUCUUGCGCAAAUAGAAGAAGCACGUACUUAUCUUCAAAAAACAAUACGUUGGAAAUAUAUCAAAUCACUGAGCCUAUACGAUUAUGCGAGAAUUGGUAUACGCUCAGUAGAAGUAGCUGGAUUCUUCUUCAUCGGUGAGGUCAUCGGUAGACGAUCACUCAUCGGUUAUAAUGUCUAG